This is a messenger RNA of Trypanosoma cruzi, 1147 nucleotides long. RefSeq names its product retrotransposon hot spot (RHS) protein, putative. NCBI's taxonomy places the organism in Eukaryota, Euglenozoa, Kinetoplastea, Trypanosomatida, Trypanosomatidae. The annotation marks the transcript as partial. The record is from RefSeq and is a predicted model, not a curated record. The transcript has a single exon.
GGGAUGGGGCAUGAUUGUGGUGACAUCACCGAACGAGGGCAACUUCAAAGAAUGGGAGAAACAAAGUGGAUCCGUACGAAUCGUAAUGAAUUGUCCUGAGAAAGACGAUGUAAAGGCGAUGUGCGUUUGUAUGAAGCGCAAUGAGCCAACUGUGCAAGCGGUGUACAUGAAGAUGGUGGAGGGUCGAAUGGAUAAAGUGGGACCGCUUCUUCGCUACGUCUUUGAUCAGCGCAAAUACAAAGAGCGGAUCGACUCGUGCAGAAGUACAGUUAAUAAAAUGGCCUUGCCGGAUACCAACUAUUACUCUGUUUUGGGGACUGAUAAAGUGUGUGAUGGUAGCCACGUCUCUCACAAACUUGUAAAGGUCGUACGAGUACGAGGAAAAGAUGAUUCCGAAUUGCCUUACAAUGCACUGGUAUCUUCCCACCUUGCAGAAUUAACGUUAUGCAAGUUGGCGGAGUUAAUGGUGCCGAAUGAUUUUAAUUUACUCAUAUUGGCUAUCAAGGACGAUCUCAUAUCAAAAGUCCUUGAAGAUCAUUCCUUGUUUGCAUUUUUAAGUGAGGCCUUUGUAAAUGCAAUAAUACCGAAACUCAGGGAGCUGAAACUAGAAAAAGAUGCUCCACCACACCGCUGUGCGUUGAGAGUGCGUCUACAUGAGCGCCCCUUCAAGCCCUGUCUUUUAGAGUGCCUGGAAAAUUUUAAGGAGAAGAUUAAUAUAGAGUCUCAGGUGCUGUACAAACCGGAGGCUGAAAACUUUCCGCUGGUGGACGGCUUUUUCUUCAUGGACUCAAAUCCGAAGACGCUGGUUGGGCUGCAGAUUACUACGGCGAGUGCGCAUCACACCAUACCCAGCACUGUGAGGCAGUUCAAUGAGCGUAUGGCUAAAUAUUUUGAAGGUUGGGAGGAGUUUUCUGAGGGUUUGUCGUGGGAGAUUGUUUAUAUACAACACGCAGACAGCACGCCCAUGACUGGCUGGCAGAGAUGUGGUCCCCUCAAAAGCGAUAAUUUGAGCCCCGCUGAAAAAGAAAUUGUGGCGUUCUGGGAGAAGGAGGUACACCAGUACCAAGUUUCUGUAUCAUCCAGAGACUUUAGAAGAAAAGAAGCUCCCCCAAUUGUGGAAGAAGAACAAGAACAGGAAACAGAAUAG